This is a messenger RNA of Lineus longissimus, 1962 nucleotides long. RefSeq names its product syndetin-like. Bases 1 to 1962 code for a protein of 653 amino acids. The record is from RefSeq and is a predicted model, not a curated record. The transcript is spliced from 15 exons. NCBI's taxonomy places the organism in Eukaryota, Metazoa, Nemertea, Pilidiophora, Heteronemertea, Lineidae. Gene Ontology annotation, cellular component: EARP complex. Gene Ontology annotation, molecular function: SNARE binding. Gene Ontology annotation, biological process: endocytic recycling; retrograde transport, endosome to Golgi.
AUGGAGCUGUUGGCCUGUACAUUCCUGAUUCAAGCUCAUCUCUCUGAGAGUAUCACAGGUCCGAGCUGCAGCUGCAACAAAAAAGUAACAUUCAUAGUUUGCCAUCCCUGCAAGCUAGGUACCCAUUUACUCCUGCCUGAUGUCAAGUCGCCCGUCGAUGACCUUUCGCCUCAACACUUCGCUGCUGAUCCUGCGGUCUCAAAGUUCAAAGUUCACGCUCAGACCAGUCAGGAGUUCCCCAAUGACCCCCAAGCUGACCAAGAAGCGAUAGAUAGCAUUGAAAAGGAUUAUUUCAAUGGAGAUGACUUUGACGCAAGUCGCGCUGAAUUGGAUAAACUCCCUGAUGUUCUUGAGCUUCAAGCGAUUGAUCAGGACAGGAGCAAACUACGCGGUCAGCUCCGGGCCGUCUCCAAGAAGGUGUCUGAGUUAGUCCUGGAGAACCACCCCGCAUAUGCUGCGGAGUUGAUCCGAGUCAUGGAGUUACAGCAGUCACUCCAGACGGCAAGCGUUGUCUGCGCGAAUGGCAGAAGGUAUUUGUCCAAUGCGAAAGAGGACUUCACCACAGCCAGCCUGGGCCUCCUUGCCAACUAUAGGAAGAGACAGCAGUUGGUUGGACUUCUCAAAUCGCUGAAGACCAUCAAAACUCUGCAAAGGACAGACAUCCGACUUCGUGAGAUGUUGGAAGAGGAGGAUUAUCCUGGAGCCAUCCAGUUGUGUUUAGAGUGUCAAAAAGCUGCAAGCACAUUCAGGCACUUCCAUUGCAUCAGUGAGCUGAGUUCAAAACUCAAGGACACUUUGGAAAUGAUCGAAGAGGCGCUGGAUGUGGCUCUGUCUAAAACAUGUAACAACUUUGAUACGCGUCAUUACGAGAAGGUCCAGACUGCUUAUAGGCUGCUGGGAAAAACACAGACUGCCAUGGACCAGCUGAAUAUGCACUUUGCUAGCGCCAUUCAUAACACCGCGUUCACAAUCGUCAUCGGUUAUGUUGAACUCUGCUCAGGGACGGAAGACAGCAACUUUCAGAAAAGACAAUAUCUGGAUUUAUGCGAGCACAUCAGUCCGGACUUGUUUACACCAUGUCUGAUUGACUUGUGCAAGGCAUUAUGGGAAGUCAUGAAGAGUUAUUAUCAGACGAUGUUAUGGCAUGAAAAACAUGACUUGGAGCCGACGGAUCAAGAGUCUGGCAGCAGCAAUGUUGAAGCUGCAUUCAAUCGGCGUUACAUCAAGCAGAAGCUGGAACAUGGUCUUGGGCGGAUAUGGCAGGAUGUCCAGCAAAAAGUUCGACUAUAUGUGCUUAAGACUGAUCUAUCAUACUUCAAGUUUGAUGAGUUUAUCAAAGUUUUAGAUUUGCUGAAUAGGCUCAUAGAAAUUGGCGAAGAAUUCUGUGGUAGUAAAUCCGAGGCUUUACAGGAAUCGAUACGAACGCAAAGUCUGAACUAUUUCAAGAGUUACCACCGGGCGCGGAUGGACGAGCUGCGCAUGUUCCUGGAGAAUGAGGGAUGGGAACUCUGUCCGGUCAAAUCCAGUUUCGCUACGACUCAGUUGCAGGAGUUUCGUUUCUUGCGACAUAAGUGUAAUAAGAUGAGUCCGGCUGGUCAAACCAUCUCCUCCCAGUCUGUUGACCCUGAGAAACCGGUCCGGCCAAAUUACGGCUAUUUCCAAAAAUAUCUCGAUGUCGGGAAUCCUUUUGAUGUUCAGAUCGAGGAUGAGGAGACUGAAGACGUUUUGGCGACCAACGGGUAUGGAGGUGGGCAAGGCCGCCAAAACUCGAUGGAAGAGAUUGAAAGUGACAGUGAUGAGGAUGUCCCUGACGAACUGAAACAGGGCUUCAUUGAUGAGAAUACGGGUGACACGCCGAGUAGGCCAAUGUAUCGACGACGGAAACUCAGUAAUAAAUCUGGUGCAAGGCUCCCUCCAAUUAUCACCAACACAACUCUCACUCUGCUCAGGCUUUUUGGUUAA